AUGCGCCACCCCUCCCCCGCAGGAAGUAGUGCUGGCUACGCCCAUGGGGGGAUACCUUUGUGGUACAAUGUCUCCAUUAUGAUAGAGGACCUGAUUCGAGAACCGUCAGGAAGGUUGGAGAAUUUCCUGCGAAUGUCCUACACCGACUUCGAAUUUCUACUGAAUGAGGUGGGACAUAUGAUAGGGAAAAAAGAUACUCAGCUGAGGAAGGCAAUUUCAGUUAAGGAAAGCUUCUGCGUUGCUCUCAGAUUCUUCGCUAGUGGUGACAGUUUCGUGAGUUUGUCAUACCUCUUCAAAUUUUCACCACAAACUGUAUCCCGGUGCGUUUUCGACGUUUGCGAUGCAUUGAUGAGCGUUCUCAACCAUCAAAUAAAAGUAGGUAUACAACAAACAUUUCUACAUUGUUUAUUCAGUUAAGAAAUAAGGUAAAAGCAUGGUUAAAGUUAAAUUAAAGUAUGG
Acanthoscelides obtectus is the source of this 459-nucleotide messenger RNA. Lineage: Eukaryota; Metazoa; Arthropoda; Insecta; Coleoptera; Chrysomelidae. The record is from the annotation of a GenBank genome assembly.